ACCAUUCCCAGCUAUUCCUCCUCGCCCGCUCCCUGUUUCUCCCUCUUUCUCUCCCUCACCUCCGUCUCCCCCCUUGUGUGCAAAGUCCUCCGCUGCUCGGAACUUGUUGGCAAUGCCUAUUUUUCAGCUUUCCCCCACGUUCUCCAAAGUAACUAUUUAAAGAUCUGCAGUCGCAAAUGGUUUUACUAAAUGUAGGAUGGGACUUAAGUUGAACGGCAGAUACAUUUCUCUGAUCCUCGCUGUACAGAUAGCCCACCUGGUGCAGGCGGUGAGAGCGGCGGGGCGGUGCGAUGCGGUCUUUCGGGGCUUCUCGGACUGUUUGCUGCGGCUGGGCGAUAACAUGGCCAACUACCCGCAGGACCUGGACGACAAGAGAAACCUGCAAACGAUCUGCGCGUACUGGGACGAUUUCCACGCCUGCACCCUCACAGCGCUCACGGAUUGCCAGGAAGGAGCGACAGACCUGUGGGAGAAACUGAGACGGGAAUCCAAAAACCUCGAUUUCCAGGGCAGUUUGUUCGAACUGUGCGGAGGCGGCAGCGGAGCAGCCCCGUCCCUGCUGCCGCCGUCGCUGCCCGUGCUGCUGGGGGCACUGGGGGCAGCUCUGGCCACCUGGGGGCUGCCCUUCUAGCGGGUCCAACGCUGCACCCGGAGAGGAGCGUCCGUCCGCGGCUUUGGGGACGUCGUGCUCGGCCGUGGUUGGUGGCGGUGGCUGAUGGUGGCGGAACACCCGUGUAGGACUGUGGAAGCGUUCUCCCUUUCUUUCCUUUCUUUUACCCUCCUCCCCCCCCUCCACCCCCCCCUCCUUUUUUUUUUUUUUUUUUUUUUUCUUUUCGUGUUUUAUUUGCCAAACGUUACCAAACAGGCAGCGGCGUGCAGCCCGAACCGGACCUCAGCUUUACUAUCGCUUCAGAUCAAAAAUAGGAGAAAAUAAUAUCUAGAGAGAUCGAGGAGCUCGAGCCCCCCCGGCGUGCACCAGAAAUCUCAGGAACGGCUCCGGGCCUCCACCCCGACCCAGCGGUGGGGCCGAGGGGAUGUCCACGCACGCAGCAUCUGGUGAAUAACUCACAGCUUCAUCUGUCCUCCACGGUCGCUUGUUUUAUGGUCAUUCCACUGCAGAAUAAUAAUAAUAAUAAAUAAGAAAAAAAAAAAACAAUAAAAA
This is a messenger RNA of Phasianus colchicus (ring-necked pheasant), 1162 nucleotides long. RefSeq names its product neuritin 1 (gene NRN1). Gene Ontology annotation, cellular component: plasma membrane. Gene Ontology annotation, biological process: nervous system development; neuron projection extension. Lineage: Eukaryota; Metazoa; Chordata; Aves; Galliformes; Phasianidae. The record is from RefSeq and is a predicted model, not a curated record.